Molecule: messenger RNA, 3633 nt
Organism: Dujonia railenensis
Lineage: Eukaryota; Fungi; Ascomycota; Pichiomycetes; Serinales; Debaryomycetaceae
Source: the annotation of a GenBank genome assembly
AUGUCUUCCACAGUAGAUAAUGGUGACCGCCAGCAGUUGCCGGCCCUAAUUCCCAAAAUAUCGAGCCCACGGGGAACUACUACGGAGAUAUCGACUCCUGAUACCUUGAUAACCCCUACAUUAACUUCGCUGAACGAUUUGGAUAGCCCCUCUAGGCGAGGAUCGGUGGCCAGUGCGCUAUUGGGUAAGGUUUCAGGAUUGAUCCAAAGUGGAAACAAUUCGGAUAUAGUAAGAACAAGAACACAUUCAAGUGACAGAGGUAGUGGCGCUGGUGAACAUCACUUGCUCCCUCCACACCUUGUACGCACUCACCUGCGUCAGCGGGAGUCUCAGCACAAAGAGACCGUAAAGGAAACCAAUAGAGUUAUCUUGGAAUAUGACCCCUCCACCAAGCGUAGAGUGCUCAAUACAUAUGAGAUCCUAAGAGAAAUCGGUAGAGGUGAGCACGGGAAAGUCAAGUUGGCACAAGACUUGGAAACUAACGACCUUGUUGCUAUUAAAAUAGUUAACAGAAACUCUAAGAAAGAAAGACCUUCUUUCAAAAAAAGACAAGAAAGCAUAAACCAGAGACAACAGCUGCAUCAACAGCAACUGCAGCUUCUGCCCAAUCAGCAACAACACCAGCAAUUCAAAAAAUUGAAUGGCUACGAACUAAAGAUAAAGCGUGAAAUUGCCAUUAUGAAGAAAUGUCACCACAAACACAUAGUAAGACUCAAAGAAGUCCUCGACGAUAUAAAAAGUUAUAAAAUAUACUUAGUGCUUGAAUAUUUGGAAAAGGGUGAAAUCAAAUGGAAGAGGAAAGGCGAUAGUCUUAAUGUUAGUCAUUCUGUGAGUCAGGUAGGAACACCAAGUAACCACAUUGAAGAAUCUGAAGAUAUCCCUUGCUGUGGCGAAAACCAUACUCGUAAAACAUCACUUACCUUUUCACAAGAUGCUGAAGACGACGAGGACAAUUUAUUGCUGGAUCAAUUUACUCCAAAUCUUACCUUCAGACAAUCUAGAAAAAUCUUGAGAGAUGUACUUUUGGGCUUAGAAUAUCUCCAUUUACAAGGAAUAGUUCACAGAGAUAUCAAGCCUGCAAAUUUGUUGGUCAGUUCCAACAAUGUGGUCAAGAUUAGUGACUUUGGUGUAUCAUUCGCCAGCUUCUUAAAUACUAAUGAUGAAGGAUUCCUAGUGAAUGAAAUGGAAUUGGCUAAAACCGCUGGAACACCUGCUUUCUUUGCACCUGAGUUGUGCCAAACUAAUGCUAAUUCGCCAUCUAACUCAUCUACAAAUGUUCAAGAUCAAGGAAAUGGUGAUUCUGCCAAUGAAUCAGAAAAAUAUUCUAAAUUACCCAAGAUUGAUCAUAAAAUUGACAUUUGGGCAUUGGGUGUCACAUUAUACUGUAUUCUAUUUGGUAAAGUUCCCUUCAACGCAGACUCAGAGUUUAAACUUUUUGAUGUCAUUGUAAAUGAACCACUUCGUUUCCCAGAAGAUGAAUUAUCGUUCAAUUCUCCUGGUAAUGUUAGUACAGAAGAAUUUGAAUUAGCCAAAGAUUUAUUAUCAAAAUUACUCGACAAGAACCAAGAAACUAGAAUUGAUAUUGCAGAAGUUAAAUUACAUCCAUUUGUUUUAAUGGAUUUGGAAAAUGACGUCGAACAAUUGAAUGAAUUUAUUUAUUCCAAUCAAGGAGUUGGAUAUCGAGCAGGAUUUGGAGCGGACGGUAUUGUCAAUCAAUUUGAUAUCCUGAAUGAUGAUAUUGACAAUGCAGUAGUCGGCAUUGGCAGUAAAAUUAGACAAAGCAUUAUCAAUGCACUAAAAUAUGGUGGUGCCAGUAGCGAUGAUAUAAGAAAAAAAUUCAUUCAAAACGAAAAUAUUUCAUCUGAUGACGAAGAACCCACUCCAGGCGGAAUUUUAAAUCAUAGAAAAUCCGUCAUUGUCUCAGAAUCCCUUCAAACAUCCACACCUCCACAUUCACAUUCGAAUACAAUGCAACUCUCACAACAAAAUCUGCAAGAAAACUUGACGAAUUAUGGUAGUAAUGCCAACAACACACCACAUAUUCCUUCCAGUUUAUCACAACAAGUGAAAACUCCAAUAUAUUAUGAACAAGAUCAGCAACUACUUCCAGUUAGAACCUUGCUCCAAGACAUGAUCGAAUCUCACUCAUCAACAAACUCUUCUAGGAGAGGAUCUGCCACAGCACUUACGGAAGCCAAAAUGGUUGAAACUAAAAGAAAUGUAGGAGGGGAUUUAUACUUAAAAAAUCAAUCAGCUUUAGAUGCAAUCAAGGGAAUUCAACAAAAAGAUGAGAAAAGGCGAAAGUCUAGUGCAUUUACAUCUCCUGCCUCCUCACAACCCAAUACAGCUAAGAAUUCAGUUUCUUUUGACCCAGUAAUACUUCCGAAAGCAAAUACAGGAAAGUAUCCUAAAGUAGGACCAAUUCAUAUAGAUAAACGGCCAUCCUCCAUAAUUUCACUUCCCUUAAACGAGAGUUUUGCAUCCUUGGAUAGUUUCAGUGACGACUAUUUCACUCAGAACUAUUACCCUGAAACCAAAGGUGGCCAUUAUCCAAGAGUUAGAAGAAGAUCCAGCUCAACAUCACAAUUGCUGGAUCACUUUUACAGCGAAAAUGAGCAUAACAAUAAUGGUCCAAAUAUUUCCUUAAUCAAUGAAAGUUUCAAGAAAUUUGAUUUAGGAUCGCUGAUGAAGCCAAAGAUUCAAUUUAAUCUUGGUAAAAAUAUCAAUGAAGAUUCCGGUGAAGGAAUUGAACCUACCACCCCUGCAAUCGGUAGAAGAAACCUAGGGAUGACAAACACAAGCUCGUCAUCAUGUUCUUCUGCGUCUUCUUCCUCAUCUGAAGAAGAAGACGAUUCAGAAGAAGAGGGAAACUUAACUCUUGCAUUCUCUUCCAAAGUGGGACCAUCAUCUCGUCCUCAUUUCCUUUCACACAGCAAUAGAGCCAAGUCGCAUGAUUCGCACUUGCCUCGCUUGGCACAACAUUCAGCUAAUAUUUACGAAAAUGUUCCAAUUAUUUUCAAUGAGCAAGGUGCAGAGUUUGAAGAUGUCCCUGCUGGUCUUAUGGCCGGUGUACCAAGACCUAGCAUAUCGCUAGCAACCGGUAUGAAGCCUUCAGUUUCAAUAUUAUCCAGUACUACAUCUUCGUCAACCAUAGUGCCUGGAAAUGGCGGUGCUAAACAUUCUGGAACUAGUAAUUCCCCCCAACAACCUGUUACUCCAUUGCAAGGACUCCACAAAAUGAGAACGUCUGAUUCAACUGGGGGCCCAUUGACUCCUGAUUCCAAGUUCAACCAAAUGCAAAGAGAUUUCUACGCAAGAGGGGAAAGAGCUGCAUCUCCAUUGGUAAAUAAUGCCCCCUCGGCCGAUAAUGCUACGAUCAACUCACAUUUAGUUGCUUCGUACGUAAAUGGAGAUAACAAAAAUCCAAGCUUCCUCAACAGCCAGUUCAACAAUCAUUAUAAAAAAGACCCCAUUGCAUUCCCUUUUCCUAAUGCCAUACAUUACGAUAAUGAUAAAGAAAGUACAUCUAAGGCGACUUCAAAGGGUGAACCUAGACCACAGCACUAUAGAUCAAGUUCUAUUACUGUAGGGUUCCUUCAAUUACAUAAGGCGAAAGAAUCCGAACUGCCUUGA